UGCCAUCUUCUUCAGAAAUCACUGGUAAAUACUCAAACAAAAAACGUCUUGAUAUUCCAAUUUCGUCAAUCUCAACUCCUUCAAUUCCUAGUGUAGAACCAGCUGUUUCGGCCGUUAGUAGUACUGUAAUCGAUGCUGCAAAUACUGCUGUAAAUACCGCUACAAAUACAGCCGAGGAAAUUGCUGCG
This is a messenger RNA of Racocetra persica, 188 nucleotides long. Lineage: Eukaryota; Fungi; Glomeromycota; Glomeromycetes; Diversisporales; Gigasporaceae. The record is from the annotation of a GenBank genome assembly.